Molecule: messenger RNA, 1983 nt
Organism: Dromiciops gliroides (monito del monte)
Lineage: Eukaryota; Metazoa; Chordata; Mammalia; Microbiotheria; Microbiotheriidae
Product: cytochrome P450 2C23-like
Exons: 9
Coding region: 48-1529 (493 amino acids)
Biological process (GO): xenobiotic metabolic process
Cellular component (GO): cytoplasm; intracellular membrane-bounded organelle
Molecular function (GO): oxidoreductase activity, acting on paired donors, with incorporation or reduction of molecular oxygen, reduced flavin or flavoprotein as one donor, and incorporation of one atom of oxygen; heme binding; iron ion binding
Source: RefSeq, a predicted model, not a curated record
CUACUUUGGGGUUGUAACUUGGCAUUUCAUUAAGCCCACUGGCUUCCAUGGAUCCGUGGGGCUUCACCACUUUUGCCCUUGUGGCUGUUGUCUUUUUCCUGUUUUUCCAGUUAAUAUGGAGCAAAGGAUACAAAGCAAGGCUCCCUCCAGGCCCAACUCCUCUUCCCAUCCUUGGGAACAUGAUACAGUUGAACUCCAAGAAUAUCUUCACAGUUUUAGACAAGCUGGCUGAAAAAUAUGGCUCUAUUUACACUAUACACCAGGGGCUGCAGAGAAUUGUUAUAUUACAUGGAUAUGAAGCAAUAAAAGAAGCUCUGAUUAACCAGGGAGAUGAGUUUGUAUACAGAGAACAACUACCAAUAUUUGAGGAAGCCUUCAAAGGAAAAGGUGUCCUUUCAAGCAAUGGUGAAAAGUGGAAGCACAUCCGACGUUUCUCACUCAUGACCAUGAAGAACUUUGGGAUGGGGAAAAGAACUGUUGAGGAGAGAGUCCAGGAAGAAGCUCGGUAUCUGGUGAAAGAGAUCCAAAACACAAAGGGUCAAGCCUUUGACCCCACCUUCAUCCUCGGCUGUGCUCCCUGCAACGUGAUCUGCUCUAUCCUCUUCAAUGAUCGCUUUGACUAUGAUGAUAAGAAAUUUCUGCACCUGAUGGAAAUCUUAAAUGAAAAUUUUAGGCUCUUAAACACGCCAUGGGUCCAGCUCUACAAUUUUUACCCUUCGCUCAUAAAGCAUCUUCCUGGAAGUCACAGGACCAUCAUUAAAAAUAUCAAGCAAAUCAUGGAUUUCAUAAUGGAGCAGGCGAAGAAGCACAAGGAAAUCCUGGAUCCAAACAACCCUCGGGACUACAUCGACUCUUUCCUCAUCAAAAUGCAACAGGAGAAACUGAAUCCACAGUCAGAAUUCAGUUAUCAGGAAUUGGUGGCUACUGGAUCCAAUUUAUUUGCCGCCGGCACAGGAACAACAGCCAGCACUCUGAGAUACGGGCUUUUACUGCUCAUGAAAUACCCAGAGAUACAAGCCAAAGUUCAUGAAGAAAUCGAUCGAGUGGUUGGCUCAAGCAGAGCGCCCUCCAUGCAGGAUAGAGUCAAGAUGCCCUACGUGGAUGCUGUCGUGCAUGAGAUACAGAGAUACAUUAGUCUUCUCCCCUUCAGUCUUCCCCGAUCAGCACCCUGGGACAUCCAUUUCAAAAACUAUGUGAUUCCCAAGGGCACGACUAUAUUCCCUUUGCUCCACUCCAUCUUGUAUGAUAGAAAAGCAUUCCCCAAUCCAUACCAGUUUGACCCACAGAACUUCUUGGACAAAUCCGGCAACUUUCAGAAGAAUGACUACUUCACACCUUUCUCUUUGGGAAAACGCAUUUGUCUUGGAGAGAGCCUGGCUCGGAUGGAGUUGUUUCUAUUCCUGGCUACUAUUCUGCAGAACUUUACCUUGAAGCCCUUGGUUAAUCCAAAGGAACUUGACAUCACCCCACUCAAGAUUGGAUUUCUCUGUGUCCCCCCAAUUUUUAAAUUAUCUCUUCUUCCUAGAUAAAUGAUGUUUUGUGGCCACACAAAUCAGCUUCAUUGCUUGGUUUCCACAACACAUUCAAUUUCUAUUUUAUAUUAAAUUCUUGGUGUUUGGUGUUGGGAAGACACUUCUACCCUCUCCAGGUUAAAAACAAUGUCAGGACAGUUGCUGCAAAAGAGACAUACACGAAUAAUGGAAUCACCACAGCCUAAUACUUGGACACUCUUCCUUGGCAGCAGCAAAGAACUGCAUCAAAGGGAAAUCAUAUGCUUGAUUCAAGGCUUUAUUUCUAAUCUUAAGAAAUUCUAAAAAGUUUGCAAAUUGUCUUUCAUGACCUGGAAUUGUUAAUAAAUUUUGUUGGGGCAGCUAGGUGGCACAAUGGAUAGAGCACCGGCCCUGGAGUCAGGAGUACCUGAGUUCAAAUCCAGCCUCAGACCCUUAAUACUUACUAGCUAUGUGGCCCUGGGCAAGUCGCUUA